GUUGAACAAAAUCAUUUUAUUCAUUACAUUUCAAACAUAUUAUAUUAUAUAUAUAUAUUAUAUUAUUUUAUGCCAAUGCAACAUUUGUAAAUAAAGCUGCUGAAAUUUUAAUGGGUUCUGGUUUUGGUGUGUCACAAUGUUUACUGGCCACCUUUAAACCAAACUUUCCCCUGGCUGGCCCGUCUAAUAAAACCCCGUCACAGUGGGCUCAUCAGUGCGCUUCGCUGCUUUGACCUUUCCACUCUGGCUGCGCGUCUCUGCAGCGCCUCGGGUCAGACGCGCGUGGAGCUGCGGGGCUGUGAGCACGCGCGGCUCGGAGGCAGAUCCUCGGUAGAACACGCCCUGAUAGAAAAGGUAGACCCACGCAGGGUGAGACACAGACUGCCGCGAACGUUCUGCUGGAUCACAGAGCGAGCGGCCGGAAUCAGCAGUCCCAAUGCCCCCUCCGCAGGCUCCCGCAACCGGACUCCCACCGAAUCAGAUCGGGACAGGCCUGCUGGCACUCAGCGUGGACUUACUGGGGACCGACGGUUCGGGACACCUGGUGAUCCUGAAUGAGAUAUCUGCAGCGGCAGAGGAUUAAUCCCACCAUGAGCAGGAAGACCCGGCGCUGGAUUUUCCAUUUCUUCCUCUGCCUUGGAGUUGUUUAUCUGAAGAUUGGGGGUCUGUCGUCGGUGGUCGCGCUGGGAGCCAGCAUCAUCUGUAACAAGAUCCCGGGCCUGGCCCCCCGGCAGAGAACUAUCUGUCAGAGCCGACCCGACGCCAUCAUCGUGGUCGGGGAGGGGGUCCAGAUGGGCACCAACGAGUGCCAGUUCCAGUUCAGGCACGGCCGCUGGAACUGUUCGGCUUUGGGGGAGAGGACCGUGUUCGGUAAAGAGCUCAAAGUUGGCAGUAAGGAGGCUGCGUUCACCUACGCCAUCAUAGCAGCCGGGGUUGCCCAUGCAGUCACUGCCGCCUGCACCCAGGGGACCUUGAGCGGCUGUGGCUGUGACAAGGAGAAGCAGGGUUUCUACAACCAGGAGGAGGGCUGGAAGUGGGGCGGCUGCUCGGCAGACUUCCACUAUGGUCUGGGAUUUUCUAAAGUGUUUGUGGACGCGCGGGAGAUCAAGCAAAAUGCCAGGACGCUCAUGAAUUUGCACAACAAUGAAGUGGGCCGAAAGGUCCUUGAAAAGGGAAUGCACCUAGAGUGCAAAUGCCAUGGUGUUUCUGGAUCCUGCACUACCAAGACAUGCUGGAUGACUCUUCCUAAAUUCCGGCAGCUGGGAUACAUCUUGAAAGACAAGUACAACCAGGCGGUACACGUGGAGCCGGUUCGCGCCAGCCGCAACAAACGUCCCACCUUCCUCAAGAUCAAGAAACCCCACUCCUAUCACAAGCCGAAAGACACGGAGCUCGUCUACAUUGAGAGGUCUCCCAACUACUGCGAGACCGACCAGCUGACUGGCAGCAUGGGAACACAGGGACGCCUGUGCAACAAAACUGCUCUGCAACCCAACAGCUGUGACCUGAUGUGCUGUGGGCGUGGAUACAACACUCAUCAGUACUCACAUGUUUGGCAGUGCAACUGCAAGUUUCUGUGGUGCUGCUACGUCAAGUGCAACACCUGCAGUGAGAGGACAGAGGUAUAUACCUGUAAAUAGGGAUAUUUAUUAGAUACUUUUUAGGGCGCACACCUAGUCUGAGCCGUAUGUGUGUAUGUGAGAGAAUGUGUGUGGUUUUUGAUUAAUAUAUUAAAAAACAAGAGUUCUUGUGUGUCUUUGCAUUCAACAGUUCCAACUGGCUUUUUCUACUUCUGUUGUUUACGAUGGCGCCAAUGGACGUUGAAUUUGUAGUGUUUCAUAAGUGUUCUGUUAAUCUUUCAAGUCAAGUGCUAUUUGAUUCUCCAAACGUCUUCUUUUCUGCAGUCCAUAAAUGUCUACAAUGUGACUCAUGACACACUGUUUUAUAGAAUAAUAAUUUAUUGAUUGAGAAAACUACUGAUCACAUUCAAAAUACACUUAUCACUGCAUCUGCUUUGUGGUGUGGAUGCAUAGUUUAAAAAUAAUAAGUGCACUUAAGAACAGAAAGGUUUUUACAUUUUUUUUUUUCUUUGUGACAGCUGUAACACUGGAGCGCAAAAAUGAAAUGAAUUCAAGUGAUUCGAAGUGAAUAACCCAGCAGCCUUUUUAUUUGUAGCGAGCCUACAACAAGAACUACUGACCAUGUGCUUUCUAUGAUGGUAUUGUUUUCUACUUUCUGAUCUUUCUGGACUAAGUCUCACCGGAAAAUGUGCAGCAGUGAUGUUUGUCCACAUGCCCACAUAUACACAAUUCAUAGUUAAAUGUUUGAGCAGGUAACACAACCCAUUGCUGUUGUUAGUGAUGAAGAACAUUGACAUCUCCAGAUAAGGACCAUUAACAUGUGCAAGCUAUACCAAUGUUUAUCUACCCCCUCACCUUGUAUCAUUAAUUCAUCAUACUGAUAUUUUAGAACUGAGAGAAAAAAGGAAAUACAAGUGAUAAAGGGGGAAGAAAAGUGACAUUUACAAGAACCUGCACUGACCUCUGGAUCAUAGUGUCUCAUCACAACUUUGUUUUUCUUAAAGACUCUUUUCUUUUUGUUCUCACCUGCAGGGCUAGUGCUGUUGUCAGUUUUAUUGAGAGAAAUAUACAUUGUCAUGACGGCACUGUAGAUUUGUCAUUUAAUACUCGAUUCUCUGCUGGAUUUUUCAUAUUUUUUUCUAUCUGCUUUAAAAGUCUAAUGUUCACAGAUAACACAAUAGUUUCAUCUAAAUGGGCCCUCCCCUCCCAACCCCCAAUACCUUAAUGGUAUCAAGGUAUACCGAGUUUUUUAAUGUUUUAAAAUUUUUAUUUUAUUUACUGUUGUUCCUAUGGUCCUUUUAAUGGGAUGCUAUGGAUGGUGCUGGAGUGACUGCUGCUUUCUCUGGCUCUAUGGCGCAAGUAGUAUUGCAGCGCUGCAUUAACAGUUAUGGGUUGGAAACUAAAGGAGCACCACACAUUACUGUUAAAGCAACUGAUUUAAAACUAGUGUAGACAAGCUAUGAGUGGCAUAUGAGUCAUUAUAGCUCAAUCUUAGCUAAUAGCCUGAGUAAUUAACCGGCUAAUAUUAGCAGUGUUACUCUACAAAGAGUUGAAUAAAGAAGCAGCAACCAUCUAUGAGUAGGGACAUGAAAAAUGCCACUAAACUAUUACUAGAGCUACCACUAUAUUAUUAUAUUACAGUGAGAAUUUUGUACGGCUCCACGUCUACCCUCCUUCCUUAUUUGAGGCAUCAUGUCACCGACAAGUAUCCGGACCUUUACUUUGACAUCAUAAGUUUGGAACAUGAAACCAGUACCCCAGCUCAAGCAUGGUUAUGGGUCAACAAUAAGAAAAUGGUACGUUUACGCAAUGGAUCAACAAAUGUACCUACUGCACCAUCUUUCUUGAGAUUGGGUUCCUUUUAAAUGUGCUCCUAGCUGUCUGGAAAAUUAUGAUGUUUGUGACUGAGCAGCCAUAUUCACUCUUCAAGCUAACAGCAUGCAGGAAGUUUUAGCCUCCAGUUAGACACAUCCCCUAAUGUUGAUUGACAAAGUAUAUUUUAUAAGAAAUUAUUUUUAUAUAGAUUGUCUUUAUUUUUUUUACCUCUGUGUAAUCUUCGUUCCCUAAGCAUUUCAUAAUGUGCUUUUAAAGAACUUAAACAGUGGAAGAAGUUUUUACAGGCCUGGUGAGGAUUGUUUUGAAGUAACUUUUUGUGGAACGUUUAUGAUUAGCUUAUGUCUGAACUCCGGUAGAUAGCUUAGAUAAACUAAUUCUCUCUGCUUGGGUAUUAAGGAAAAACUAUGAUCCGUCCCACUCAGUUAAUGGCUGGGCUAGUGAAGGUCCAGGCCAAAGUGGAUCACUGUCAACUUUGGGGUAAAUUCAUUGUUUUUAAACAGUGGUACUAGUACCAUUCACAUAAUUUGAUUGCCUUUGGCAGUAAUCAAUUGGAAUUUGAUGUCAAUAGUUUACAAGGUAACCAAAUACAUUUGCAAAAAUGGAGCACCUCAUGGCUCAGAGCGGGCACACCAUGUGUGAGGGCUACAAUCCUCAACGUAGUCCUUGGUUUGAUUCCCAGCCCUGGGCCAUUUUUCUUCAUGUCUUCCCCUUCUCUGCACUUUUACAUGUCCAGCUACUAAUAAGUAAAGGCCACUAGUGCCACGAAAAUCCAUAAAAAUGUAUUUUAAAGCAUUGACCUUAAAUUCAAACAGCUGCUGUUCAGAAGGGAAAUGCAGUGAAGGACAUUUUGAAAACCACUCAGCUAAAGUGGACCAAAAAAGUACUGGUGGUUACUUAUGAUGGUUUUCAUUUACUUCUAAAGUUGGAAAGUGGAUCUGCGAUUAAUUUCAAAACCAACUAAACCAUGUGUUAGUUGCAAAUUUUGGACUCAAUGACCAGGCUAAUUACUAUCAGUAAUGCAAGCUAAUAGCAAUAUAUGGCCAUUUCUCAACAACAAAAAACACAAUUAUGUUCUUCUGUUAAAUUCUAAGAAUGUACUUGGCAAGAAGAGCUGAAAAUACUGUAUGUUAUUUCAAAGAGCACAAGGAUGCAGUCUGGUUGUUCUGCAACUAGGACAGAGCAUAGUUGACGAGGUCACCACCUAUCUAAAAUCUGUCCCGGGAUAGAUAAGAUUUUUUUCACAUACAUAUUGAAUAGUGAAAUAAGAAUAAAAUUAGUGAGAAUGUCGAUAUAACAAAAUCUAAAUGUUUAUGUAGAAAGAUGUGAUGUUUGGACUAAGUUACGUGUCUAAUGAGCUAAAGUUGUUCUUUUGAUUAAGUUCUUAUGUCUGUUUACAGUUUUUGCCUUGGAAUUGGAAAGUGAAUCAAACUAUCUAACUAACUCCAACAACUCACUGAGACUGCAGCCAGGUUGGCCUAUCAGUGGAACUUAGCUCCUCCAAAAACAAUCGAGUGAAUUUGAAAGAAGCCUUAUUCUUGAUUAUUUAAUGCAUUUAUGAAGUUUUCAGGCCUACUUUCUAAGCUUAAAACUCUCAAAACUAUUCAACUAUUUUAGUGACAAAUUAUUAGCAAUUUAAAAAAAUUAUAACUGCGCACCUUCUUUCUCCCUUUACCACUGCAGGUUGCGCAGUGCUAAGUCUGCAGAAGGCUGCAUCGUUGCAUCCUUGAUAAAAUAGGCGGGGCAAGAACAAAUUGGGACAUUUGAAGCAUACUUGCUUUUAUGCGUACUUUGGACUGGAACAGUUCUUGGAUGCUGCUGAUGACAGAUACGCAAGUGCACAAUUACAGACAACGGCUAAUGUCUCUGACACAUUGACUUACAGUAUUAGAUUGUAAAUGUAAUAUAUGUUUAGUAAAGAUUUAUACACAAACAAGUGCAAAUAAACACUUUAUUACUGCAGCUAUCUGUGUUUUGAACUCAUGCCAUUCUGGAUUUUUAGAGAUGGAACAUAUUAGGCGUAUCUGGACACAGAAACUGUAGCAAAAGUAAGGCAGAAAAUAACUCUACAUUUCACGAGUGUUACACUAAAAUCAUCCACCCAUGAUGUUCAGGACCAGAUCCAAUCCCAUCCGAUGCAUUUGUGAUGGUGGUUUAAAGGUUUAUAAAAUAGUGUUUUUAUGAACCUUUGAAAUUUUUCGGACCAGAUUAGUUCUAAUAUAGCAGAAAUCUGCUUUGGUUUGGGUUCUACAUGGACUACUUGUUCACUCACUGCAGUUCAAACUUGUUUUAAUAUUUCCAAACUCAGGGGGUUAAACAGGGUGUCUAGUGCAGAUAACAUGCAGACUAAGUUGGCCUUUAUAAUUCAGGGCUGACUUAAAAAAAAAAAUCAGUUUUCCUAAAACAAAUAACUGUGUCAUUAUUUUUAGGGAUAGUUGUCUUUACUGUUUUUGAGUGAAGCCAGUGUAUGCUGCAGGCCAUAAUUUUCAACAGGUGUAAUUUACUUUAAACCGUUUAAUUUUUAUGAACUUAUUUUAAUGAGGAAACCGUUAAUCAUCUCAAUGACGGAGCAUUUUUAUUACACACUAUAAUUAGCUCAUUAAACAAAUAUCAGUAUUUUUCAGUCAGUGUUUUUAUACAUAGUUGAUUAAAGGUCUUUAGAUCGACUCAUGCUGAACAGUAAAACCAACUGGAGGUCGAUAUGGAUGCUUAUGAAAAUGUUUAAGGAUUCACUGUGUUUUAUUAAACAGGAAGUGGAGAGAUGACAGCAAAUGAUGAUGAUGGUAAUGAGAAGACAAAAGCUUCAUGGACAGAUAUCUGAUGUUCAAACUUAUGUUACCAACUGCCUAUAUCUGGUUCUUCUUCUGUAUUUUGGGUGGCACUGAGUCCAGCUCCUGGUUUCCACCAAAACCACUGGACAAGGUUGUAUAGUCAUGCUAGUACCCUUUGUGGAAACUGGAACCAUCCCCUGGUCUUCAUUGUGGAAGUUUAUUACCAUGCCGCAACAGCUACAAAACAAUCAGAGCUACCUAAAUCUAAACUUGGACGGUUCUUAAAGCACAUCCGGAUCAUGAAAGGUUAAUUGUACGUAGAGAAAGUGGCUUUUCAGCCUAGGAGGGUGAAUUCAGUGACUGUCACACACUUUCAGGGUUUUCUUGUAAACUUCAAGUCAUCCUUAGGUUUUGUUCCCUGAUGUUUUCCCAGCUGCUGUAGUUCUCUUUUAAUCAGAGCUGUUGAAUUGUAACACUGAAAAACACGUUUGGCGAUUCUUUGCUGUGUUUAAUAAAUGGCUCGCUGCUGA
This is a messenger RNA of Girardinichthys multiradiatus, 6714 nucleotides long. It is a transcript of the gene wnt7aa, whose product is annotated as wingless-type MMTV integration site family, member 7Aa. Lineage: Eukaryota; Metazoa; Chordata; Actinopteri; Cyprinodontiformes; Goodeidae. Bases 555 to 1640 code for a protein of 361 amino acids. Gene Ontology annotation, cellular component: extracellular region. Gene Ontology annotation, molecular function: cytokine activity; frizzled binding. Gene Ontology annotation, biological process: multicellular organism development; neuron differentiation; positive regulation of JNK cascade. The transcript has 4 exons. The record is from RefSeq and is a predicted model, not a curated record.